CAGCGGUGGUGUUGAUACAGCGCGUGUUCAUACGAGGAAGAUGCUAGCGACCGUGCGUUCCAUUCAGAAGCCCGUGGUAAACACGGGGCUGCGCGCCUUCAGCGUGCCGGCCUACAACCCAGACCUUAAGUCUCAGGCGACCAAGCCCAAGAACAUCAAGUACUUUAAGAUCUACCGCUGGGACCCCGAGUCCAAGGAAAAGCCGUACCAGUGCACGUACCCUGUGGACUUGGACGACUGCGGCCCUAUGGUGCUGGAUGCUCUGAUUAAGAUCAAGAACGAACAGGACCCGACGCUCACGUUCCGCCGCUCUUGUCGUGAGGGUAUUUGCGGCUCGUGUGCUAUGAAUAUUGACGGUGGUAACACGCUGGCGUGUCUGAGCCCCAUCAAGAAGAACAAGGACGUGAGUAGCAUCCACCCGCUUCCGCACAUGUUCGUCAUCCGCGACCUGGUGCCGGACAUGAACAACUUCUACGACCAGUACACGUCCAUCAAGCCGUGGCUGCACUCGGACAAGCCUCGUAAUGUCAACCACGAGCACCUGCAGUCCAUCGAGGAUCGUAAGAAACUCGACGGCAUGUACGAGUGCAUCCUCUGCGCGUGCUGCAGCACCUCGUGCCCCAGCUACUGGUGGAACCCCGACAAGUACCUUGGCCCUGCUGUGCUGAUGCAGGCGUUCCGCUGGAUUGAGGACUCGCGUGACGACAAGACGGAGGAGCGUCUACGUGCGCUCGACGACUCGUUCAAGCUGUACAAGUGCCACACUAUCAUGAACUGCACUCGCACAUGUCCGAAGGGCCUGAACCCGGCUCAGGCCAUCGGCAAGAUCAAGACCCGACUCGCCAGUCUGCACUAAGCUUGUGCGUAAGGGUGCAUUCAAGUGACGGGAGCGUGGGGCGUCUUAGAUACCACCGCGGC
Messenger RNA from Phytophthora infestans T30-4, 918 nucleotides. RefSeq names its product succinate dehydrogenase iron-sulfur protein, mitochondrial precursor. Gene Ontology annotation, molecular function: 2 iron, 2 sulfur cluster binding; electron transfer activity. Gene Ontology annotation, biological process: tricarboxylic acid cycle; aerobic respiration; respiratory electron transport chain. The record is from RefSeq and is a predicted model, not a curated record. Lineage: Eukaryota; Oomycota; Peronosporomycetes; Peronosporales; Peronosporaceae. Bases 41 to 856 code for a protein of 271 amino acids. The transcript is spliced from 5 exons.